This is a messenger RNA of Penicillium digitatum Pd1, 1155 nucleotides long. Its product is annotated as cytochrome P450. The record is from RefSeq and is a predicted model, not a curated record. Gene Ontology annotation, molecular function: oxidoreductase activity, acting on paired donors, with incorporation or reduction of molecular oxygen; heme binding; monooxygenase activity. NCBI's taxonomy places the organism in Eukaryota, Fungi, Ascomycota, Eurotiomycetes, Eurotiales, Aspergillaceae.
AUGGGCAGAGGCAUCUUCGGCGUAGACGGUAGCGAGUGGGAACAUGCACGGGCUCUCCUCAGGCCUAAUUUCUCGCGCACUCAGAUUAACAACACUGAGUUAUAUGAGAACUAUGCUGCCGAGCUCAUCAGGCAAAUCCCGCAAGAUGGGUCAACCAUCGAUUUGUGCCCGCUGUUUCUCAAAGGAACUCUUGACACCACCACCGAGUUUCUGUUUGGAGAGUCUGCUCACUCGCUGCGCGAAGAACGAUCCUCUGCAGGUGCGGAAUUUGCGAAAGCCUUUGACAUAGCCGGAUACGUGGCUGCCAUACGCUUUCGAUUUGGGUUUUUGGGGAAGUUUUACCGCAGGAAUGAAUACAUCAAAUCCAUUCAAUUUAUUCGCGCCUAUACAGAGAGAUUUGUACAACAGACCAUCGACUACCGGGUUGCAGCCAACAGCGGUCGAGAAGUUGAUCAAGAUAUCAAGCGGUUGACCGAAAGUCGAUAUGUGUUUUCCUACGAGCUGUCGAAGCAGACACUUGACAAAACCAACAUAUCAGAUCAGCUAUUGAGCAUUAUGUUUGCUGGUCGCGACACCACUGCUAGCCUACUAAGCAUUGUAUUCUUCAUCUUGGCUAGAGAGCCGGAUGUGUGGACCAAACUGCGAAAAGAAGUGCUCGCAUUGGAUGGACGAAAGCCAUCAUUCGACGAUCUGAAAUCUAUGAGUUAUCUGACCUGGGUUCUCAACGAGACUCUGCGCAUGUACCCACUCGUCCCCUUCAAUAUACGCCAGGCCAAUAGAGACACUUAUAUUCCCGUCGGCGGGGGCCCAGAUGGAAAGUCCCCCGUUCAUAUACCCAAGGGCCACGAGAUUAUCUUCAGCGUAUACACAAUGCACCGCAAUGCAGAAAUCUAUGGAUCUGAUGCGGAUGAGUUCCGACCAGAGAGAUGGGAAAAUAUCAGGCCUGGUUGGGCGUACCUUCCUUUCAGUGGAGGUCCUCGGAUUUGUAUAGGCCAGCAGUUCGCGCUGACGGAGGCUGGAUACACUAUUACCAGGAUUAUGCAAAAUUUCGAGAAAAUUGAAACUCGAGAUCCUGAUCCCUGGACAGAGGAUUUGCGGUCGACGUUGUCAAAUGCUAAUGGGACAAAGGUUGCUCUGACGCCUGUUCAGAAUUGA